Molecule: messenger RNA, 3254 nt
Organism: Spinacia oleracea (spinach)
Lineage: Eukaryota; Viridiplantae; Streptophyta; Magnoliopsida; Caryophyllales; Amaranthaceae
Product: pentatricopeptide repeat-containing protein At4g04790, mitochondrial
Exons: 16
Coding region: 138-2708 (856 amino acids)
Molecular function (GO): protein binding
Source: RefSeq, a predicted model, not a curated record
AUGGAAAAACAAAUAUUUUUUUUGGUGUAAAAAAAAACAAAAAAACAAAAACCCCUCUUAAAACCCACCGUUAAAAACCAACGGCCACCAUUUUCAGUGCUCAACACUAGGCCAAAGCAGGGGUGGAAGGGUCGGAAAUGCCCCACAUAAAAGCGAACCAUCUGAGCUCCCUCUUUGGCUCCUCCAGAAGAAUCGCCCCUUCCUCCUCCGUCGCCGCCGUUGUCAAAGACGCCGUCAUCACUUCCUCAAAAAAGAAAUUACGCUCUCCUCAUACCUCCUCUUCUUCCUAUUCGAAGGUAAAAUCGUCUUUCCGCAAGCAGACUCGCCAGAAGAAUCAUCCGCCCUCCGUCGCCGAUUCUGCUACAGAAGGGGAACCGAUUGAGCAUGAAACGCAUGGAAUAUCUUCAAAAUUGUCUGGUAUGACAAACUGGGAUCUCGAUGAUCCAUCUGCCUCUGAAGUGGCUAGUCAUGGCAAAGCAUUGGAGGAUGAUUCUAACUUGCCUUGGUUUACUACUUUGUUCAAUAGCAGCACACCACUGCGUCGUAAAGAGUUAUCUCAGGAUCGAAAGAAUAAAUGGAUCUUCAAGAACACCCAAAAGCUACGUUUUGAUAAGUUGGUUAAUUUGUGCUCGGAUAAAGUCGGAUCAGGUUCAACUUUUGACGUGUUAUAUAAAUUAGGUCGAGGGACAGGUUUGAAAGAGUAUAAUGCUUUCAUAAAAACUUGCUUAGAGACAGCAAGAAAUUGUAAUGAUGAGAAGGUCCAGAUGGAGCAUAUUUUGCAGGCAUACCGACUGCUUCGAUUAAUGAAGGAACGAGGUUUUCCAAUAGAAGAGGAGGCAUUUGGCCCAUUUUUAAUGUUACUAAUUGACAUGCAUAUGGAUGAUCAAUUUUUAAUCCUUCUUGAGAUUAUCAAAGAUGAAGAUCCUAGUUUACAUCCACGAUUAGGCUACUAUGAGAUGCAUUUUUGGAUUGAGAUGAAUAAUGAAGAAAAGGUUCAUGAGUUUUGCCAACGUAUUUCUUCUGGUGAGAGUGAAAUGGGAUCCUUAUUGCACGAAAAUUAUUUGUUGGCACUGUGUGAAAGAGAUAGGAAGAAGGAGCUUCUUCAGUUGCUAGACAUCAUAGACAUAACCAGAGUGUCGUCAUUGGAUAAUGUAGCUAGCAUUUUCAGAUCCCUGGGGCGGCUAUCAUUGGAAGCUUUUGCAGAGUUGUUUGUUUUGGUAUUGAAAGAUUGCGGUCAUAAGGCCCAAAGUAUUUCAGAUUUGAUCUACUCCUAUGCGUCUAGCUCAAAAAAUACAACGGUUGAUGAUGUUAUUUUGAAAUUGAAAGAGAUGCAUGGAAAACUGGAUCUUGCACUUUUACCUUCGUCAUAUGAGAAUCUCAUUACAUUUUGUCUUGAUUCUACUAAGGUCCAUAUGGCUUUGGAUUUAGUUGACGAGAUGUGUGAAGUAGGUUUAUCCUUAUCGCCGGGAGCACUCAAUGCCAUAUGUAAUGCUUGUGAGGGGAGCUGCGAGUUUAUACUGGUUCGUCGGAUCUAUUCAAUGCUCUGCAACCACAAUUUGAAGCCUAAUAGUGAGACAAUCAGGAGCAUUAUCAACUUGAAUGUUAGAAUGAAAGAUUUUGAUCAUGCAUAUGCCGUGUUGAAGGAUUUGGAAAAGAUGAAGAUAGCGCCUUCAGCAAGUAUGUACAACGCUAUAUUGGCUGGUUAUUACAGAGAGAAAAACAUGGAUGGUGUGCUGAGGGUCCUCAAAGAAAUGGAAGAUGCAGAUGUCAAACCAGAUUCUCAGACUUUCGGCUAUCUGAUAAGCAACUGUUCAUGUGAAGAAGAUAUUAUUAAGUAUUAUGAACAAUUAAAGGAUGCUGGUGUUCAAGCCACAAAACAUAUUUUUAUGGCACUUAUAAAUGCAUAUGUGGCGUCUGGCCAAUUUGAGAAGGCCAAGGAGGUUGUAUUAGAUAAAGGGAUACAAAGAAAGAACUUAAAUGAAAUCAAAAGUGUUCUUGUCUCGUCCCUUGCUAAUCAUGGGCAAAUAUCUGAUGCCCUGGACAUUUACAAGGAAAUCAAACAGAGUGGUUCCUCUUUGGAGCCAAAGGCUGUUAUAGCUCUCAUUGAACGACAGCAGUCUAAAGGAAAAUUGAAUUUGAUGCUUCAGUUGCUUGAGGAAUUGAAGGAUCCACACUAUUGGGCUGAUGGUUGCUGCAGAGUUAUCUUAUACUGCAUUAGGAAUAAUGAUUUAAGGCCUGCUGUUGAUUUGUUAAAGAAACUCUCUGAUAAUUUCCGGGAUGAUGAUUUGGCCAGAGAAGUUAUUUUCGAUGAGGUAUUUUCUCAAAUUGCGGAUAUGGAGAAUCCUGGUUUGAAAAUCGGCAUAGCCUUGCUAAAAGCUAUCAAGGAAGAUGUGAAGUUGCACCCUUCACGGAAAUGUCUGGAUUUUCUCCUUAGUGCUUGUGUCAAAGGGAAGGAUCUGCAGAUAGCUCAAUUGGUUUGGAAGGAGUAUGAGAUAAUUGGCCUUCCUUACAACAUCUUAAGUUACUUAAGGAUGUACCAGGCAUAUCUAGUUGCUGGAGAUAUGGAAGCAGCCACCUUGUUUCUAAGUAAAAUACCGAAAGAGGAUCCCCAUGUUCGCUCUGUGAUCCAUGCAUGUCGUGUAACUUAUGGAAAACCCAAAGCGGAGGAGAAGACAAAGAAGAAAAAGAAAAAGAAAAAGAGAACUUAAAAGAGAAGAAGAAAUGGAUCAUUGAAAAUAUCCAAUAAAAAAUAUUCAGCAAGAGGUCAAGCUCUCUUGCUUGUUUAUAUCUCAUGUCUCGAACCAGAAGGCCGUUUCUUAUCACGCUUGCUCUUUUAGAGGUUACCCAAGGUUCAUUUCGACUGAGAAGAAGAUCUUUGGUCCAAAUUUUGCGUAGAUAAGUGUAAUACAAUUAAUUCAUUAAUCCAAAUGGUGUCACUUCUGCACACGGAUAAUGAAUCUUACUAAUCCUAACUGUAGACUUGUAGAUGGGACAGCUCUAACCUGUUGAAGUCCCCAAAAGUCGAUUGACAACUUGGAUUUUGGCAAGUAUCCAUAAGAAAAAUGCAAAUACGAGUAAGGUAAUUGAUGAAGAUAUGAUGAAUUACAGAAAUAGGCCUGCAGUUGUUUGCCAGGCAAACUUUCCUGUGCAAUGUUGUAUUUCCUUGAUGCCAAUAUGGCAAUAAGGACAUUAUACUUGAUAUCAAGAAUAUGAUCGCUCAUUUCACUCUUUGCAUUAGCUCAUUUCCCCCCACA